This is a messenger RNA of Ceratitis capitata (Mediterranean fruit fly), 759 nucleotides long. RefSeq names its product frataxin homolog, mitochondrial (gene fh). Gene Ontology annotation, molecular function: ferrous iron binding; iron chaperone activity; ferroxidase activity. Gene Ontology annotation, biological process: iron incorporation into metallo-sulfur cluster; intracellular iron ion homeostasis. The transcript has 2 exons. Gene Ontology annotation, cellular component: mitochondrion. The record is from RefSeq and is a predicted model, not a curated record. Bases 92 to 670 code for a protein of 192 amino acids. Lineage: Eukaryota; Metazoa; Arthropoda; Insecta; Diptera; Tephritidae.
UCAAAAACUUUGUUGGGGUUCUCAGGGCGAAUUUACUAAAUUCGCUUUGACGUUUACACACCAGUUCGGUAACAGCUGUUAUUCUUAGAGGAUGUCGGGAUUGUUAAUUUUACGUGCACUGAGGUUCCGGGUAAUUCAGAGUACCGGACGCGUUUUCAUCAAUAAAGAAUCGUGGAAAUCAUUGGCUUCGUCCGCAAAAGUGUUUAAGACUAUAGCUACAAAUCAUGAAAACCUGCUAACAUCCAGAUCAUUUACUUCUGCAAGCCAAAAAAGUGAUAGCAGAAAUGAAAACAUUUUGGAUACCAAUACAUAUGAGCGCGUAUGCAAUGAAACAUUAGAUACGUUAUGUGACUACUUUGAAGAACUGAUAGAAGAUGCCAAGGUUUUAUCCUCCAGUGAUGUUACUUAUGGUGAUGGAGUACUUACCAUCAAUUUGGGCAAAGAAUAUGGCACCUAUGUAAUAAAUCGGCAAACACCCAAUAAACAAAUUUGGCUAAGCUCACCUACUAGCGGUCCUAAACGUUAUGAUUUCGUAGCGACAGCUGGGAGGUCGGGCCGGUGGAUAUAUAAACACAACGGCGAAUCUUUGCACCAACUUUUACAAAGAGAACUACAAGAAAUAUUAAGAGGACAGGAAUUUGACUUUUCUCAACUAGUUUACGGGGAUUAAAAGCCUCUAAAUAUAAAUGAGCACUUUUUAUUAUUUAAAAAAGCCUACACAAUAAAUAUUCCAGUAUAAUAUGGAGUAUAUAGAGCUUA